GUUUAAAACCGGGGGGUGACGGUUUCCCUCUCCCGCCCAGCUGGACCUCGCCUCCCAGUACGUCAAGGCGGCCGUGAAGAACAUCCCCACCGCGUUCCUGAUGACGGACUCCCAGGUGGCUGAUGAAUCCUUCCUGGUCCUGAUGAACGAUUUCUUGGCGUCCGGGGAGGUGCCGGGGCUCUUCCAGGAUGACGAGCUGGAAAACAUCAUCGGUGCCAUGAAGCCCCAAGUGAAGUUCCUUGGAUUGCAAGAUACAAGGGAAAACUGCUGGAAAUUAUUUAUAGAGAAAGUCAGGCGUCAGUUAAAGGUCAUCCUCUGCUUCUCCCCCGUGGGCUCAACCCUGCGGGUGCGGGCCAGGAGGUUCCCCGCCGUGGUCAACUGCACGGCCAUCGACUGGUUCCACGAGUGGCCGCAGGACGCGCUCGUGUCCGUCAGCAGCCGGUUCCUGGAGGAGACAGGGGACAUGGAGCCCGCGGUCAAGGUCUCCAUCAGCCAGUUCAUGGCCUACGUCCACAUGAGUGUUAAGGAGAUGUCCAAGACCUACCUGGCCACAGAGAGACGCUACAAUUACACCACGCCAAAGACCUUCCUGGAGCAGAUAAAGCUCUACCAAAACCUGCUGUCGAAAAAACGGAGCGAGCUCACCGCCAGGAUCGAGCGGCUGGAGAAGGGGCUGACGAAGCUGCAGAGCACGACGUCGCAGGUGGACGACCUGAAAGCCAAGCUGGCGGUGCAGGAGGCAGAGCUGAAGCAGAAAAACGAGGAUGCGGAUAAACUGAUCCACGUGGUGGGUGUCGAGACAGAGAAGGUCAGCAAGGAGAAAGCCCUCGCAGAUGAGGAGGAGCUGAAGGUCCAGGCCAUCAACACGAACGUGUCCGAGAAGCAACGAGCCUGUGAGACCGACCUGGCGAAAGCGGAGCCGGCGCUCGUGGCCGCCCAGGAGGCCCUCGACACCCUCAACAAGAACAACCUGACGGAGCUGAAGUCCUUCGGGUCCCCGCCCCAAGCAGUGGUGAACGUGACGGCGGCUGUGAUGGUUCUGACGGCCCGCGGGGGCAAGAUACCGAAGGACAAGAGCUGGAAGGCAGCGAAGGUCAUGAUGGGAAAAGUAGACGCUUUCCUUGACGCCCUGAAGAAUUUUGACAAGGAGCACAUCCCCGAGGCCUGUCUCAGGGCGUUUCACGUCGUGCCGCGGGGCUGCCCCGGGCAGGCGUCCAGGAGGGACCCUCACCCGGGGGUUGGGGGCCCGCGGGGGCAAGAUACCGAAGGACAGACGCUGCUGAUCGAGGACGUUCCCGAGACGGUGGAGCCGGUGCUGGAGCAUCUCCUGGGCAGGAACACCACGAGGAAGGGCAGAUACAUUAGGAUAGGAGAGAAAGAAGUGGAGUAUCACCCGCGCUUCCGCCUGAUUCUGCACACCAAGAACUUCAACCCUCACUACAAGCCAGAGGUGCAGGCUCAGUGCACCCUGAUCAACUUCUUGGUGACCCGGGAGGGGCUGGAGGACCAGCUCCUGGCCGCUGUGGUGGCCAAAGAGCGGCCGGACCUGGAGACCCUGAAGGCAAACCUCACAAAGAGCCAGAACGAGUUCAAGAUCAAGCUGAAGGAGCUGGAGGACUCCCUGCUCGCCCGGCUGUCGGCUGCCGGCGGGGACUUCCUGGGGGACACGGCGCUGGUGGAGAACCUGGAAACGACAAAGCGCACAGCCACGGAAAUUGAGGAAAAAGUGAGAGAAGCUAAAGCCACCGAAAUCCAAAUAAAUGUCGCUAGAGAAAACUACAGGCCAGCGGCAGAGCGAGCGUCCCUGCUGUACUUCAUCCUGAGCGACCUCAACACCAUCAACCCCAUGUACCAGUUCUCCCUCAAGGCAUUCCACGGGGUCUUCGAGAAGGCCAUUCAGCGCACGGCCCCCAGCGACGACGCCAAGCAGAGGGUGAUGAACCUGACGGAUGAGAUCACCUACUCGGUCUACUCCUACACCGCACGGGGACUCUUUGAGAGAGACAAACUCAUUUUCCUGGCCCAGGUUGCCUUCCAGGUCCUGGCGAUCAAGAAAGAAGUGAACCCGGUGGAGCUGGACUUUCUCCUGCGCUUCCCUUCCAAGGCCGGUGUCACGUCCCCCGUGGACUUCCUGCAGCCCCAGGGCUGGGGCGGCAUCAAGGUGCUCUCGGAAAUGGAAGCGUUCAAGAACUUGGACAGCGACAUCGAGGGCUCAGCAAAGCGCUGGAGAAAGCUUGUGGAGUCCGAGGUGCCGGAGAAGGAGGCGUUCCCCAAGGAGUGGAAGAACAAGUCGUCCCUGCAGAAGCUGUGCGUGCUGCGGUGCCUGCGGCCGGACAGGAUGUCCUACGCCAUCAGGAACUUUGUGGAAGAGAAGAUGGGGAGCAAGUUUGUGGAAGGCAGGAGCACUGACCUCUUCGAGGUGUACAAGGAGAGCAGCCCCUCCACGCCCCUGUUCUUCAUUCUCUCCCCGGGCGUGGACCCGCUGGAGGACGUGGAGGCCCUGGGCAAAAAGCUGAACUUCACCAUCGACAACGGGAGGAUCCACAACGUGUCGCUGGGGCAGGGCCAGGAGGUGGUGGCCGAACAGGCCCUGGAGCUGGCCGCCGCGCAGGGACACUGGGUCAUCCUGCAGAACAUCCACCUGGUGGCCCGGUGGCUGGGCGCGCUGGAGCAGGCGGUGGAGCGGCACAGCCGGGGCAGCCACAGUGAGUACCGGGUGUUCCUGAGCGCCGAGGCAGCCCCCAGCCCCGGGGCGCACGUCAUCCCGCAGGGGCUGCUGGAGAACGCCAUCAAAAUCACCAACGAGCCGCCGGCGGGCAUGGAGGCCAACCUGCACAAAGCCCUCGACCUCUUCACACAGGACACGCUGGAGACGUGCAGCAAAGAAACGGAGUUCAAGUGCAUCUUGUUUGCGCUCUGUUACUUCCACGCGGUGGUGACCGAGCGGCGCAAGUUUGGCGCCGAGGGCUGGAACAGAUCUUACCCCUUCAGCAACGGGGACCUGACCAUAUCGGUUAACGUCCUGUACAACUACCUGGAGGCCAACCCCAGGGUGCCGUGGGACGAUCUCCGGUACCUCUUCGGUGAGAUCAUGUACGGGGGCCACAUCACGGACGACUGGGACCGCCGGCUCUGUCGCACUUACCUGAGCGAAUACAUCCACGCGGAGGCGCUGGAAGGGGACGUGUUCUUAGCUCCAGGGUUUCGGAUCCCUCCCAGCUUGGAUUACGAGGGUUACCACAGGUACAUCACGGAGAACCUGCCGCCGGAGAGCCCCCACCUGUACGGCCUCCACCCCAACGCGGAGAUCGGCUUCCUGACCGCCGCCUCGGACAGGCUUUUUCGGACCCUUUUGGAAAUGCAGCCCAAGGAGUCAGACGCUGGAGGAGUCUCGGGUGUCUCCCGCGAGGAAAAGGUGAAGUCAGUCCUGGAGGAGAUCGUGGCGAGGCUGCCGGAGCCGUUCAGCAUGGCCGAGCUCAUGGCCAGGGCAGCGGACAGGACCCCCUAUGUUGUAGUCGUCCUCCAGGAAUGUGAAAGAAUGAACAUCCUGACCCAAGAAAUGAGGCGCUCCCUGACAGAGUUAGACUUGGGACUAAAGGGAGAACUAACGGUCACCGCCGACAUGGAAGAGCUGGCCAACGCGCUCUUCUACGACACCGUCCCUGCGCCCUGGGCACGUCACGCCUACCCCUCUCUGCUGAGCUUGGGAGCCUGGUACACAGACCUGCUCCUGCGGGUCCGGGAACUGGACGUCUGGACAACAGGCUUUGCGCUGCCCGCGACAGUGUGGCUGUCGGGAUUCUUCAACCCCCAGUCCUUCCUCACGGCCGUCAUGCAGUCCACGGCCAGGAAGAACGAGUGGCCCCUGGACAAGAUGUGCCUGGCAGUGGAAGUGACCAAGAAAAACCGUGAGGAUAUCACAGCUCCCCCCAGAGAAGGAGCCUACGUGCAUGGAUUAUUCAUGGAAGGCGCUCGCUGGGACGCGCCCGCGGGCGGGAUCGCCGACGCGCGCCUCAAGGAGCCGGCGCCGCCGAUGCCCGUCAUCGCCGUCAGAGCCGUCCCUGCCGCCCGCCUGGACACCACCAACGGCUACGAAUGUCCCGUCUACAAGACACGGAUGCGAGGUCCCACCUACGUCUGGACCUUCAACCUGAAGACAAAAGAAAGAGCCGCUAAGUGGAUCCUUGCUGCUGUAGCUCUGCUCUUGCAGACCUAAACGUCAGCGACUGUGGGAAACAGCAAACGCUUUUACCUGCAAAAAACCUCAAAGCUGUUAACUCAGACUAAGUUUGAUUGUGCCAGAACUCUUUUAGCAAAGCAUCAAUAAAAGCCGUGCUGGAACCGCUGUCCUGUGGCGACUGCUCUUACAAGGCGCGCAGGUUCUGACGGGGGACGCUGGUUUCCAGCGGGUGGUUUCUGAUGAAGUGCUGGGUGGGAGCCAGACCACCGCAGGAAGCCAAACGGAACAACCCCCCGUAACCACCCGAUCCCUGCCCGCCGCUCUCGGUCCUUCCACAGCGAUUUGUCUGUCUGGUCUCUCAGUGCUAACUGCGAGCAGCAAUCCCUCAGGACGCGUGCGUGGCCCGUUCCCGCGGGGAAGCAUGUGUCUGUUUAGACCAGACGGAAGAAGAAAGGUGCAGAUUUGGCCCCGUUCACCAACACGACAACCUGUGCGACCCAAAGCAGUCCAGCCACACACAGACCCAUCUCUGAAGUAGGUUUCUUUCUGUUUCUGGGUUACAGGAUCUACUCUGCCCUUUCUUUCACAACAGAGGAUCGGUAUCAGCUGUAACACCCAUUAGGGUGAUCAGAUCUGCUCUGGCCACCAUACAGAAGCCAGUGCCUGUCCCUUUAUCAUAAAAUAAUUCACCAAAAUCCCACCCCAUGCAAUACCUGAACAACUAGUUCUAAAGUGCAGUUGUGUAAAACUUCCCCUCCAGGCAGUGGUUAAGAAAGGCCACAAGGGCAGGCAGGCAGAGCCGCUUGCCUCUCCAUAAAGCUGUGGCAUUUAGAAUAAAUUACCAUUAAGCUUUAGAGUUACCUUCAGCUUUUCCAGGCGUCAGAAAUCCCUUCUCUUGGCAAUACAAGAUCAGAACUCCCUGCACAUACCCCAGAAGCAAAACUCCCCUGUGCUCUACCGCCCUCGGACCUGGCUCCCAACCAGC
Molecule: messenger RNA, 5165 nt
Organism: Athene cunicularia (burrowing owl)
Lineage: Eukaryota; Metazoa; Chordata; Aves; Strigiformes; Strigidae
Product: dynein heavy chain 17, axonemal-like
Exons: 24
Coding region: 101-4216 (1371 amino acids)
Biological process (GO): microtubule-based movement
Cellular component (GO): dynein complex
Molecular function (GO): dynein intermediate chain binding; dynein light intermediate chain binding; minus-end-directed microtubule motor activity
Source: RefSeq, a predicted model, not a curated record